Molecule: messenger RNA, 2213 nt
Organism: Cuscuta campestris
Lineage: Eukaryota; Viridiplantae; Streptophyta; Magnoliopsida; Solanales; Convolvulaceae
Source: the annotation of a GenBank genome assembly
AUCUUUUUGGUUUUCUACUUAUUCAACCGUGCUAUUGAAAUCAAAGGUUGAAGAUGCUGUUCUUAAAUUCAAAAACUUGCAUGCUCAGCUGGAUGUGACACUCUCAUCUGUACCAUGUGAGAAGCUUAUUAAGCUGUCCUGCAAAUUACUCAAGGUGCAUACCGCACUCAAUAUAGUCGAUCAGAUAAUUGAAAAGGGGUUGUCUAUGACGACAGAGACAUUUAAUGUCAUACUAGAUUCCUGUGAAGGUAGCUGUGAGUAUAAUUUGGAAACUCUUCAUAGUCAGCAGCUCAGAUAGUUCAAGUUCUCGACUCUUCUUGCUUAGUUUGUGCACAUUAACCAGUUUUUGCAUCCAACAAUGUACUCGGGAGUGACCCAUUUUGUUGCAAUAAUCACAAUGUGAAAACAAGUUCGCCGGAUGCAUUCAAUCACAAUAAGUUUCCACAAUCUCAAGCCUAAUGAAAAGACUUUUUGCAAGUUGAUAAAUUUGAGUGUAAAAAUGAAAGAUUUUGACAGAGCAUACCGAAUUAUCAAGGACUUGGGGAAGUUUAAUUUGUUGCCUACGGUUAACAUGUACAAUGCCAUAAUGGCAGGUUAUUUUCGUCAGGUGCACCAGGACAACUCAACAACAAAGCUUACACAGUUUCUGAAUCCUAGCAGCAAGCAGAUACAGUUAGAGGCCCUGGUGCAGAGAUGUGAAAGGCUUACGGUAGCGGGCAGGGGUGGGGGAAAGGGUAGACCUAGGAAGAGUUGGAAGGAGGUGGUAAAACAUGAACUAAGACUUCUGGCCCUUAACGAGGAUAUGACUUUAGAUAAUAGCAACUGGAGAUUAAGGACUAGGGUAGUUGUCUGGGCCUUCAUGCUGCUGAAUUUGCAGAAAGACUUCCAUGGUGGAUUGAUGGUUUUCAAACAAAUGGAAGACGCCAAUGUGAAACCAGACUCUCAAAGUUUUAGCUACCUGAUAAACAAUUGCAAGAGUGAACAAGAUAUAAACAAGUUUUUUAAUGAGAUGAAACAUGCUGAAGUUCAUGUCACAAAGCACGUUUGUAUGGCCCUUAUAAAUGCAUAUGCAGCCUGUGGACAGUUUAUGAAGGCGAAGCAGGUGAUCUCAGAUGGAAGGGUACCCAUAAAGAGCUUAAAUGAAGUCAAAAGUGUGCUUGUUUCUGCUCUUGCCUCACAUGGGCAAGUAUCUGAUGCACUUGAUAUAUAUGAAGAAAUAAAAAAAAGUAAAGGCAAUCUGGCACCAAAAGCAGUUAUUUGCCUUAUUGAGCAUAUGCAGUGCGAAGGAAAUUUAGAUAGAUUACUUCAUCUGCUUGGUGAGUUAGACGAUAAAGAUUAUUGGGUUGAUGCAGCCUUCAGAAUUAUAUCAUAUAGCAUUCGGCACGAACACUUCGGACCUAUCAUGCACUUGCUCAAGAAACUCAAGGACAUUUACUGCAAUGAUGAGGUGGCUAGACAUAUUCUUUUUGAUGAGAUAUUUUUCCUUGUGGUGGAAAAAGAUCCAAUAGACUUGGAGCUCGGCUGGAAUAUGCUUCAAGCUAUUAAGCACGAGUUAGGUGUUAUCCCUUCCCGCAAGAGCCUUGAUGUUCUCCUUAGUGCAUGUCAGAGCUCCAAAGAUGUAUCAUUUUGCUUCAAGAUUUGGGAAGAGUACCAGAAAGCUGGUCUUCCUUACAACAUACUUAGUUAUUUGAGGAUGUACCAAGUUCUUUUGGCCUUGGGGCUACUAGAACCUGCGACGACAUUAUUAAGUAACAUUCCACAUGAAGAUCCACAUAUUUGCUACGUCAUCAACGCAUGCCAAACAGCUUACACAAAUUCUUCUCAAGAUAAAAUGAAAGUGAGCAUUCUAUCAACUUCAGUUUCCUCAAACGCCUUCAGGCUUUUUUGUGAAGUCCAUGAUCACAAGCCCGCAUAACUCAGGCUUAGCAAGGCCAAUUCACGAUUCAUCAGUCCCUCACGGUUUUUGGAACCCGAUUCUGACUUUGUUAGUGUAUGUUAGAUUCCAUUAUAUGUAUAGUCAAUAGUUAAACAAAAAUAUACUCCAUUUUAACUUUAACUUUUGACUCUAGUGUCGGAUUUAAGGUAUUCAAGUGACGUUAGAAAGCUUCUCAUUAUUGGGGUUUAGAAGCUUAACUGCUAAAGAUUCGAAGGUAACUUUUGUAUGACACUUAAAUUAUUGAAAUCAAAUACCCAAGUAAAUAGUUCGAGUUAAU